UCUCUCUCCCCGACGAUCUUCGUCCGGGCUUUCUUCGCAAUCUUUUCUUUAAUCCAUCUGUUGUGAUUAUGAACUGAUUCUUGAUGUCGGAUCGACAAAUAGUAUCGCUAUCCAUCUCUUGAUGCUUGAUCCAUCAAGAAUACAGGAAGAUCCGUCAAAAAUAGAGACAUUGGGUUCAGCUGGGAAUUUGCUAGAAGUAAUUUCUAAAACCAGCUACAGGUGAUAUUAGAAGGCUUUUAUUGGUUGGUGCUGAACUUGAGGGCUUAUUUUCUGUGGAAGAAAUGGACCUAGAUAUGAUACAAGAUGCAUUUGACCGUGUUGCUAAGAAGCAGAAGCUCUCUUCUUCUAAAAUUCAAGAACUCAUCGACCAAGUUAGACGAGAGAUCGAGCAGGCAACAGCAAAGUUGCAGAUGACUGAAAAUGCUACCGGCUGUUCUGACCCGAAAUCCAUACUGGUUGAUCUGAAGACCAAGCUUAAUGAGAUUGCCCCUAUGAAACAACUGGAAAGUCUUCAGAAGGAACUGAAUGUUGGGCUUGGCAAAUAUGUCAAAAUCAUUGAGAAGUGUUUCAAUCCAGAUAUAUCAAAAGCAUAUCGAAAUGUAGACUUUGAUGUCCAUAUAGUGAAUCAGAUUAUUGCAAGCCACUUCUAUCGCCAGGGCCUGUUCGAUCUUGGUGACUGCUUUAUAAGUGAGGCAAAUGAACCAGAAGCUGCAGCCCUGAAAUCUCCUUUCAUGGAAAUGUACAGUAUACUCGAGGCUAUGAGGUGUAGGAAUCUUGAACCUGCUCUUAGUUGGGCUUCCAAUCAGAGUGAACGGCUGUUGCAGAGUGGUUCAGAUCUUGAACUGAAGCUUCACCAACUGCAAUUUGUGGAGAUUCUACAGAAUGGCAGUAGAAGUGAGGCUCUCAAUUAUGCCAGGACGUACUUGGCUCCAUUUGCUUCUGUGCACAAGGUCGAGAUCCAAAAGCUAAUUGCCUGUCUAUUAUGGGCUGGUAGGCUCCAGGAGUCCCCUUAUGCUGAUUUCAUGUACCCAAGUCACUGGGAGAGGUUGGCUGAGGAGUUCAUGCAGCAGUUCUGCAGCUUGCUGGGUCAAUCUUUUCAGAGCCCACUUAGUGUGGCGAUAGCUGCGGGUGUCCAAGGACUGCCGACGCUGUUGAAGCUAGAGAGCGUGAUGGCUGCUAAGAAACAGGAGUGGCAGGCGAUGAAGCAGCUCCCAGUUCCUGUGGACCUAGGGAGGGAGUUUCAGUUUCACUCGAUCUUUGUUUGCCCCGUGCUCAGGGAGCAAGGAAGCGAUGAGAACCCUCCAAUGCUCAUGCCUUGUGGGCAUGUGCUCUCCAAGCAAUCAAUAGCAAAGCUCUCGAAAAGCAGUACACGGGCUUUUAAGUGUCCUUAUUGUCCGCUGGAGGCAAGUGUGGCUCAAUGUAAGCUACUUCACUUCUAGCUGUUGGUUAGGCUUAUCAUCGUGGCUGUGUGGCAGCUUGGGUACUCCAUCAAGCAGGUAGUCUGCUGUGAGAUGUAUCUGAGAUACUGUAGCCAUGAAUAUGGCUGUGACUUUCCAUAUCGUUGGUUCUCACUAUCUCCUGAUAUUUCAUUGAGAUGUUCAGUAGUUCAUUCGAACCUGAGAUAUUAUCACUUUCAUUGUUAUGGAUGUACAUAAGCAAAACUUCAUGUUUA
This is a messenger RNA of Musa acuminata AAA Group (dessert banana), 1672 nucleotides long. Its product is annotated as protein RMD5 homolog. The coding region runs from base 282 to 1439 and encodes 385 amino acids. Lineage: Eukaryota; Viridiplantae; Streptophyta; Magnoliopsida; Zingiberales; Musaceae. The record is from RefSeq and is a predicted model, not a curated record. Gene Ontology annotation, biological process: proteasome-mediated ubiquitin-dependent protein catabolic process. Gene Ontology annotation, molecular function: ubiquitin protein ligase activity; protein binding. Gene Ontology annotation, cellular component: cytoplasm; nucleus; GID complex. The transcript has 3 exons.